GAAAUUUACAUGUAGUAAGGUCAAAUAAUUCGAUUAAAAGUUGAUUUACCUUCGCUUCUUCUAUAGACGAUUUUAGAAAUAUUUUUUUCUUAUGAGUAUUUUAUCAUUUUCAUUAUUAUAUAUAUUGAUAGUACCGUGUUUUUCGAUUGAUAUUUGUUCUUACAAACGAAUAUAUAUGUAUUCUAAAAAUACAAGUACAUAAUUAUUUGUUUUUAUAAGAAUAUAUUCAGCGUACAACACAUAAGACUAUUGAUGUAUAAUGAUAACAAUACUAAAAUACUUAUAAGAAUAUAGUAUGAUAAAAUAUUGAUAUUAAGAUUAAACACAAAUUGGAUAGAAUGGGAGCAUGACUAAGUUUCAUGACUAAAAGUAUUUAUUAUUUUUAGAUGGGAACUAAUUCGAACAAAAAAAUGGCUGCGUAUUGUAUUACCUAUUGUGAGAAGUGGAGAUACAGAAAAAACAUUAUCAACAGAAGCAACAAUAAUGAUAACAACAGCAACUAUAACAAUGGUAACAACAAUUUCAAUGAUAACAAUAGAAACAACGACAACAACAGAAACAACAACAGCAGGAAGAACAACGACAACAACAGGAACAACAACAGCAGGAAAAACAACGACAACGAGCGGUCCAUGUUUGAUAUAUUCUGAUCUAGCAACUUUCGAACCUUCAUAUUUAUAUGCUAAGGCAUGGUCUGUAUUAUUAGAUGAUGUUAAUGAAGAUGCCAAAUUAGAUAUUAUUGUUGGAAACCUCGAUGAUAAAACUAUUACGAUAUUCUUAAAUCUUGAGACAUUUACUCAAUCGAAAACAGUUUUACAUGAAAUCGAACUGUCAUGUAUAACUACAGGUGAUAUUAAUAAUGAUGGCAAGAUCGAUAUUAUUGCUACCAGUAGAGGUGCAAUGGCGAUUACCGUUUUUUAUAAUACUGGCAAUGGCAACUUUAACAAUACGAUGAUCAUUCCAACAGAAGCAUCUCUAUCUAUCGUGAAAGCAGUGGAUAUUAAUAAAGACAAUCAACUUGAUCUUAUUGCCGUUCGUUCGUAUAACUAUAUUAUCGUUUUUUUGAAUGAUGGUAAUGGUGUAUUUAGUAAACAAAUCAGGCAUGAAACUACUACUGUACUACAGGAACUGGAAGUAAUCGAUGUAAAUAAUGAUGCUCUGCCUGAUAUCAUUGCAACACAAACUGGGUUUAGGUCAGGAAUUACUGUAUUUUUAAAUACCAAUGAUGGUAGUUUUAUCCAGCAAAUGUCUAUUGAGGCUGGCUAUGGUUUUUCUUUAGUUAGAGCUGUUGAUAUAAAUGGUGACAAUGAAAUAGACUUAAUCAUGAUAUUUGCUUCGUAUUUUCAGAUAUAUUCCGGUCUUGGCAAUAGUACAUUUGCCGAUCCAAUUGAAUAUACCAUUAAUUAUCAAUUGACAUCUUUAGAAACAGCCGAUUUCAACAAUGACAAUAAAACGGAUAUUAUUAUCUCACAUCCUAAGGACAAUAAAAUUAGUAUUUUUUUCAAUACAGGUAAUGGAACAUUUAAAGAACAAAAAAUUAUUGACAACAUUGACCAACCAGAGUAUGCAGCGGUGAUUGAUAUUAAUAGUGAUGGUAAACCAACACUUGUUGUCGCAAACAAUCAAAAUAUCAGAACACUUUACCUUCGUUGUUAG
This is a messenger RNA of Adineta steineri, 1656 nucleotides long. The record is from the annotation of a GenBank genome assembly. NCBI's taxonomy places the organism in Eukaryota, Metazoa, Rotifera, Eurotatoria, Adinetida, Adinetidae.